Sphaeroforma arctica JP610 is the source of this 3099-nucleotide messenger RNA. RefSeq lists its product as hypothetical. The transcript is spliced from 6 exons. The annotation marks the transcript as partial. NCBI's taxonomy places the organism in Eukaryota, Ichthyosporea, Ichthyophonida. The record is from RefSeq and is a predicted model, not a curated record.
AUGGAGGAGGACAGGAAAACUGCAGUCAAAGAGCUGCAUGGACGUAUCGCCGUCCUACAGCGCAAGCACGAGGAGACACUUGCUCUGGCCCACGAGAAGACUCAAGACGUAGAGUGCCGGCUAGAACGUGAGAGGUCGCUUACCCGGGAUCUAAAAGAACAACUGGCUGCCAGUGCAAGCAAGCAACGCACGUUGAAGUUGGAGAUAAGGAAACUCAAGACGGCUAAUAGUGUUUUUGAGGACGAACUGAGUGAACAAGCAAAGUAUACCCGCCAAGUAGAGGAGGCGAUGGCGGAUACCGAGUGCAUAAAUGAAACGCUGAAAGAACGCUUGCUAGAGAUGGAAGAGGAACGUGUUGUGAGAGAGAAGCAACACGCAGAUGAACUGGAUUUAGCGUAUAUCUCUAACACCAAUGCCGACGGCAAGAACAACACAGCGCAAAAAGUAGGACAUACUCUCAGUUUGGGCGAUUUGCCACUUGCGGACGUACAGCAGAACCGAAAAUCUGUACAAGAAUGGAGAGGAAUAGUUAGCCAACGGAGAUCUAAUGAUGAUGAUAGUCUGGAUAGUUGCGAGGUAAACGAUGGAGGGCUUACUGGGGAUGGGCUCGGCACCGGACCUGAGGUGGUACAGGAAGGUGAACCAGUUUGUGGACAAAAUGGUCCUACAGAUUCGCACACACGUAGUCGUGGACAAGAGAAUUGGUGUGUGCACGAACAUCAAGCGGCCGCAGUUAGUAUUAGGCGAGUUGAAGAACACGGGCGAGAAGUCUCAGAGCAGACAAGUGAGGUUGAUGCAAAUGAUACACCACCAUUGCACAGUCAUGUAGGGAAGAAAUUUGCAGACAGUAGGGCAUCUGAGUCAACAGCAGGUGAUUGUACCGUUGACGAUCAGUCUGUGUAUUGUGUGAUUACCGAUAGUACAAGUGUAAAGUCCCAGAGUCUCUACGAUGAGGAUGCACAGAUGGUCACAUCACCGGGCGAGUUACAAGGACAGGAGACAGGGGUGCCCGAGUUAGGAACAGCAACAACAUCAGAACUACUUCAACGCCCAUCGCAUGCGCAGCAGUCCGAUCCAUCGUCUGGAGAGAUUCAAUCACCGUCAGAUGUCGCACAACUCGAUGCUAGUGUUUGUAGGGAUGAGUCUGCGGAGUCAGUAGAACACGGGGCCUUGCAGCGUGACAAGCCUGAUCAUCAGACAGGUGUGCAAAUGCCCAUGGCUGUGACACUCCCGGAUGGAAGCAGUUAUGAGAACCAGCAAGCGUACGUUUCAGAACAUACUGCGGUGUGUGGAGAGGAUGGUGCAGCGAGCGUGGCUGGCUGUGAUAUUAGGCACGAUGCUCUGUAUGCACAUUCAUCGGCGACUGUAGGACUGGAAGACGGUGAGAGUUGUGGCGAUACAACUCAGCGUAGUAGUGCAUGUACGGGCGAAGUAGAGGAUGAGCUGAACACGGUACAGGGUGAUAUGCAUUGGCGUGGAGACCACAACGGCACAUCACACAGAAAUAGUAGUAGUGGGGCGACUACACACACCACAACACCCCACGACGAGAGCCAUGCCGGCGAGACAGAGCUCACAGGUCGUAAAAGUAGUGAAAGUGAACGCACUAGCAGUAGCGCAGAUCGUCAGCAUACACCACGCGGAGGCGUGGUAUCGGUUUAUCACCAAACGGCGGAUGUGGAUGUGAACACGCGUGCGCGGAGUUGUGGAUCUUACUACAAUAGUGAGGACGACUACAGCGGCGCUGCCUUCGAUUUCGAACACCUUUGGAGCGAUGCCGGCGAGUCUGAAGGUGAGCUACCGGGGGAUGCGUGUGUUGAAGGCGGUGGUGUUCUUAUAGACGAGGCUUGCGAGCUGGAUAGGAACAUGACGUUUACUUCUUUUGAGUCUGAAAGUGACCGUAAAAGUCAAACAUGCGACUCGCGCAAAGAGACUUCUCGCGAAAUCGACGACGGUACCAGCAGAUCGUGUGUGCCAACUACAGCGGUAGAGAGCUUGCUCAGAUUUAGUGUUAGAAACGAGGCGAACACCGAAGGAACUCGGAAAGACUUCGGGAUACAUUGUGCUAUGGAUCCAUCAGCAAAUGAUGACGGCCUACGUGUAACCGCUAUGAAGUCCACCGCACCACUGAUACCAGCUGAUGAAGCAUGCAGUGUCUCAGAGACAAGGAAAAAUAUGCGAGCUCGCAGCAGCGUACCUGAUAGCGCGAAUCAGGAACAUAAGGGCUCUAGACCCACACACACACACAUACAUAAGACAGAUAUGAGCGCUGAACAGCGACCGAACGCAAACCCCACAGACAUACACAUACAGACACAGACACAUGUGCAUAACCCCCCACUCUCCACACAUCCACUUAAGGAUAUAUUAGGUAUGCAUAGACUAACACAACCAAACGGGACAGCGUGCACACCGCAAUUACCCUCGUCUAAGACAAGUCUCCAUCUAGACUUAGGAUUACUAAAAAACUACGACUCUUAUAGCAGCCACAGCACUUCACAUAUCAAUACGUUUAAUGGUGUCUGUGGGAACAGUGGGCAACAUAACCGCACACAUCACACCAAUGCAUUCGAUGGUCGUACCAGUGGGGAAGACACGGAUAGGCGACUGCCCCAAAGCACACUCAGUAGCAGCGGUACGAUGAAGUAUAGAACCUCCAAUAGAGACAAUAGGAAAAACCAGGCUGUCGCCACAUACAUGCGCACACCACGAGACUCACCUAGCAGCAGCACGAAGGGUACCAAAGUAUCGGAUAGCGCAGAUGAGGAUUUGAUUGCGGAUAUGCGACUGCAGCAGAUACUGGAUACCCAAUGCGACUACCUAGAGAUAAUGUGCGCUGAGCUCGAAAGUCACAAGCACGUAUCCUUCCACAGAGAAACCGGGAUGUCCAAACCACCACUGCCCCCAAUUCAAAGGAUACACACCGAGUCCAUGCGUGUACUGACGACGGUGCUCCAGACUUUGCAACACAACGCACACGAGCCCACUACCACUGCUGAUGUGUUGCUGAAGAGUAUCCAUCGCAUCAACCAUGUUAUCUUGGCGGCUGUGGGAAAGGAGUUGGAGGAACAGGAGCGAGACGACUUGUUGGCCUUGAAG